Molecule: messenger RNA, 4858 nt
Organism: Marchantia polymorpha subsp. ruderalis
Lineage: Eukaryota; Viridiplantae; Streptophyta; Marchantiopsida; Marchantiales; Marchantiaceae
Source: the annotation of a GenBank genome assembly
GGGAGGGGCGAGAGAGAGAGAGAGAGAGAGAGAGAGAAAGAGUUGCUCAUCUACCACCGGAAAUUGGUGGAAGACCUGCUGGGUGUUGUAGAUAGACCCAAGUCAAGCACUAUAAUGAUGACCAGUGAUAGCUCUUUAGUCUCCCCAAAAGAGAGGAAAUUUCAUUUCGCUCUACUUACUACUCACCACUACUUCUACCGACCAUCUGCAGCAGCAGCGCCUAUCAUAAGGCCCCGGAAUGAAUGUAGUUAUGUAGGCGUGUCGGUUUUACCGGUGGAUGGAUGGAUGGACCGUCCCCUCCGCUCGCUGCUUAGAUUCUGAGGCGAGCAGAGCAGAGCAGAGCAGACGGGGCGGGGCGGGACGGCGAGAAGAGGGAGGCCCUUGUACCAGCAGCAUGCUCUCUGCAGCACAACAGACAGCGGAAGGGGGGCGGAGGGGGAGGCAAGAAAGAGCAUGGAGCAAACGCGUGUGUUGAGCACACAUCGUGUACAGUACUUUCGCCGAUCAUUCCGACCCCGAAGCACGCACAUUCUGCCACAAAACCAAAAGUGGCAGCAGCAGCCGCUGCCCUGCGCCUAGCCUCCUACGCGCUGCCCUUUGACGGACCGCAGACGGGCGAAAGCGGGGACGGGAGCCGCGAGACGCUGGUCCGGAACCGGAGGAACAGCCCGCCCGCCCAGUUAGCGCGCCGCCAUUGCGUCAAAGAGGAGUACGGAGCGCGCACCCAGCCGCGUGCGGCCCCACACGCUCAUUCAACGCGGGAACAACGUCAUCCCUUAUAAUCUGGCGGUAGCUGGAGGUUACCGACGGGUCUACGGCUUCCGGAGGGGCGACUUGUCUGACCCAGGCCCCGACGUGAAGAAAAACGGCUGGCCCGGGGCCUCGUCGUCGUCGUCGUCGUCGUCGGCCUGCUGCUGCUGCCCCUCGCCCCCGCCCGCCUCUUUUGAUUACGGUUGGGUUAGUGCCAACAUCAAGCCCCCCUUUCUUCCCCUGCGGAAUCCCAACAGAACACAACAGAGCUCUCCACAUCCCGACAGUUUCGUUGCUGUUGGGCGAGAAGCAGAAGAAGAAGAAGAAGAACGGAAUCAGAUCUUCAGCUCGAAUAUCUUUCCCCGUGCCCCUUAAACCCUAACCCUAGCACUCGGGGCCGGGCGGGCAGGCGGGCCGGGCAGGGCCUGGAAAGCGCCGACAAUGCCAUCGGUCCACGCGGCGGGCCAUGAUUCCGCGACGCAGAAGCUGCAUUGAUGCUUCGCCCCCCAUGACACUAUCUCUCUCUCCCCCCUCUCUGCCCCUCUCUCUCACUCUCUAUCUCUCUCCCUCUCUGACCGCCUCUGGUCGCCCCCCGUCGCGAGGUGUCGCGGUCAGACGCUCAUGAGCGCAUCACAUGGCCAUCGGCAUGGGGUGGCAACUUGCAUCACGAGCAAGGGAGGCUCGGAAUGUAUGGCCCCUGGCGGGACCGUGUGCAUGCGGAUUGAUUACCCGCGCGCCUCCCCUUCCCCCCCAUCCAUGCGAGGCCAUGCAGCGGCAUGCCAUGCAUAAGCUCGCGUGCGGCCGCGAGACAAAAGCGACGGUGGAUCCGAUCGACGCUUUUGGCAACAGUCAGUCCACUCCGCCCAGUCGUCUGCUGGCCCCUGGUCAAGCCCGGUCUCCCCUCCGCCGGAUGGAAUGUAGGCCAGCGGACGGGGGAUGGGAUGGGCAUGGGGAUGGGGAUGAGAUGAGAGGAGGCAGAACGAAACCGGUGGGCUGCUUGUCUCACUCGCAGCGCAGGCACCGCCGCCGGCCGGCCCGCCUGCCUGGAAAUUCUAUAAUAUGCAGUCGCCCCACCCCCUCAUCCACCGGGUCUUCGGGGCCUGGGCUUGGGCUUGCCGGGCCGGGCCUGCCGUGGCGGAGCGAAGACGGACUGCGCUGCGCGACGAGGCCUUGUCGGUGUGCCGAGCGAACGAUCGCAUUGGCACAGUGCUUCUCGAGAGGCUGGCUCGGUGGCUGGCUGGCUGGCUGGCCGGCGGUGGCAGCCGGGCCCUCCCCCGUCACCCCCGCCCCCCUCGCUCGUCUGCCUUUAGCCCCCUUUCCUCAUCAUACGGACAUGGCCAGAUCGUACGCCGGCGACUUUUCCGGGGCCCGCGCCUUGAAGAAGAGGAGGGCGAGGAAAGAAACAUCGCGCCCACUUUUAUUGCCGGGCUCUCGCAGACGCGAUGCUUUCUCGACAUGGCAUCGCCAUCACCAUCACCAUCAUGCUAUGCCAUGCCAUGCCCAACCCCUGCCCAACCACGGACGAAGUCAGGCGGGGCAAAGCAAGAGUAAACUCACGUACUCCUCCUCCUCGUCCUCCUUCUGUGCUGGCGAGCGAGAGGGAAGGGGGCGGGGCGAGGCGAGGCCGGCCGGGCUGAUGCCGUCCGGGUGGGCCGCCUUCGCCCUGCUACCUGCUCCCUGCUCCCUGCAAGCAGGCAGGCUCCGUGUCAGCGAGAGACGGGGAGGGCGAGAGGGGGAAAGAGGAGAAACGCUGCAGUUCCCCCGGAGGCCCCGAUGCGAUGGCCAUCGCUUUGGCGCCGACGUCCCGUCUCCGUCGCCAUCUCGAGCGAAUCUUUGCAGCCCCCACCCCCACCCCCCGGCUGGUGGGGUCGCCAGCAGCCCCGCUCCGGGGCCGCCAAAACCCUCCGGGAACCUUGGCGGCCCGGGCUACACUCCGGACGGCUGCCAUUGGCCGGGCGCCGUGCGCGAACCCACCGCGGCUGCUGCCGCUGCCGCGGCCUCGUGCCGCUGCCACGACAAACGGACGACGACAUCCAGAGGAGGAGUCGCGCCCCUGGAUGUGCCGUCGGUCCCUGUGCGUCCUGUCAGAGCGCACUGUCCACAUCCGCGAGGUGGGAAUCUGUGACCGCGCUCCGUGUCUUGUCUGUGUUCCCGGGCCCGGAUUCCCUUCCGCCCGCCCCGCGACACCGGGGGCGGGGGCUGGAGAAGGCGCCGAGGUGACAUGUGACCUUGAAUUCUGCCGGUCGCAUCGAGGCUCGCUCACCGUGCGAGCGAGAGACUGCGCCGCCCUUUUCCUCGGGUGGCAGCCUUCCCCGUCCCACCUGGCCCUUUUCUCGCCUCGACCGGCUGCUGUCAGUUCCUCCCCACAGACCGGACUGGCCCCGGACGGCGACCGCAGUCGACCCGGAGUUCGCUUGCCCAACCCGAUCCGCUUGUACCACCCAGCCCAGCCCAGCCCUGACCCGAACAGGUGCGGCGGCGAGGUGCGGGUUAGCAGUCGCCGUCCGUCCGUCCGUCGACUGUCGUCCUGGCGGGCAGUGCGGAUACAAUCAAAACGCGCGGCAUCCCGACAGCCGUUUUGCGUGCUUGGCGCGGCUACCGCUGUGGUGCACCCCUCGUGUGCGCGGCCCUGUCGGGUUGGUAGAUGCGCGCGCACGGGGAUUUAUGACGUCCCCCCUCCGCCCUCGCCUGCCCCUGCCCGCAGUCCAGGCCUUCUUGCGGACUCCCUCGCUCCCUCCCUCCACCGACGCGACCGGGCGAGUGGACGAUCCUGCGGAUCGGAUCAAGACCCGGCGUUUCUUCUCCCACGACCCCCGCCCUCCCUCCCUCCCUCGCACCCAGACAGUCAAUGAAUGGCCCGCUCGCUCGUCCAUUCAUUCGCCUCCGCUCGCCUCUGCCUCUCUCUCCUCGGUCUACCUCGUCGCUCCUUGCCCCCGUAGCGGUGACUCGAGAAAGCGCGUUCGUCCUCGGCCCCCAUCUCUCCACCAUUAUGAAGGCCCUGUUUUCUCUGUUUUUAAUUCCGCUUCUUUUGCGUCUCUUAUCUCCUCUUCCCUCGUCGCCAGUCUGAUGUUUCUGGGUUCUCUGGGUUCUCUUCUAGCUGCCAUUUGCAGCAUGAGGUGAGCGGCACUCUUUGAACGCCAUGCCUACUCCGUCACGGUGCCCAUGUUCCAUAUUCGCUGAGCAGGUAGCCCUUCGCUGCCUCGCCAUCUCCUCGACGACUUUUCCCAGGGUUACGACCCGCUCUUGUCUACUACACAAACGAUAGGAACAGGGGAUCCAGCCGAAAUCUAUUCCGCAGGAUAUGAUUUGAGUAGACAGCAAAGCAGCCGAGAUAUAUUUAUUUCCAAGCGAAUGAUUUUGUUUGGAAGGAAGCUGCUUCUUGAAACUUGCGUUGAAGAUUAUCAUGACGUCUGGUUCCGAUUUGCCAUCAGAACUCAGCUUGUUCCGACUCCAGUCCGUGAAAGCAAACCACCGCUUUUCUAGAAUCCUCUCUCGACGGUCCUCACUCCCCUGAUCUGAUGUUCAGUCCGUCAUCGAGAACGGGUAUGUUGGACCAAUAAUCGACACUCCGGGUUGAACUAUGAAUGAGCACUACUGCUUGACACGAACAUGUGAGCAGCGUGGGUCUGCUUCGGCCUCCGAAUUCGACAAGUUGCACACACGUGGCGGUUACUGCCCUUCGCAAUGUAGCAGAGAGUCAAGGGAGCAACACUUGCCCUCUGCCCACUCCACACCCGCAGUCACCGUUCACUUCCAGGACAAAUCAUGAAUCCUGAGAACUCGGCCCAUGUUGCAUACCUUCCCAAGCCUCCUUCGCCGCUUGUGCACCUCUCGAUCCCUGUCAAUGACACUAAUUGUAGUGAGGUGAACACAACGUAAACCGACAAGUUUACAAAGCUUACGAAGUGUUUCGGUCUGGAAGAUGACUCAGAUUAUUCAUUAUUGCUUGGCAUUGAGUCCUCAUCUGUUUUGUUUUAUAUAAUGGGUAGAAAAUCAGUAAGGAAAUGGGAAGUAUUAGUUUUCUUGGCUUGAAUAGUUUUCGUCAUUUUUUCAGUCGUUCGCUCUGUAGAGUACACAAUUUUUUUUCUGCCAAUGAUUAAUAGUGAAG